UUCCACUUCGGGUGGAAGAGGCAAGAAGGGAGAGGGGGGGGAGGGAACAGGGAGCAGGCUGAAUUCUGCUUCAGUAUAAAGAAAAUUAACUCGUGCAUAGCAACACCGCUCUUCUGGAGCAACUAACCUCCACUGUGUGGGGGCUUACAAGACAGUGAAAGGAUCUCUGGGAAAAUGAUCUAAUUGGUCUAAUGAUUUUUCCAAAGAGCAGGCUUUCUUUGUAGGGCAGCUUACACAAACCGUAAUAGCACAGGAGGAGUUUGGUUGUACCAAUAAUGACUGACUCUGUGCUUGGCUGGUAACAACAUGGUAACUCCAUGUGGACAGAGGAUGUUUCCAGCAUGGUCCCCAUAGUAACUCCGAUUGCAAUGUGCACUAGUAGGCCUUGGGUAUGAACUUGGUAGGUUGGUUGAUUUGAUUGUUUACCCGAGUGCACUUGAGGGACUCAGAAACUUAAGCUUUUGGUUGUAAAUAAAUGAUCAUUUUAAAUAAGCAAUCAGUUGGUAUUUCAUGCAAGAGUAACUAGAACUUGUUUUUUGAAAUGAUUCUUUGUUCUUUGUAUACAUUUAUUCUGGUAAUGCUGUCACUAUUUAAGCCUGUGUAAUUCUUCUUUGGAACGGUACUAACAUGGAUUUGGAAUGUGUUAGAUAAAAUGCUGUACACCGUUUAUCCACCACAUAAGACUGAAAGAGCUGGAGAUCACACAGUGCCCAGACUGAUGUUUCUUUAGACAUUGUGUGUGUCCACUUUCCACCAGAGCUUUCGCCAUGAUUUUGAAAUCCAGAACAUCUGGGUUUAAAUGUUAGUUUUGCCUCUCUUUGACCUUGGGCAAGAUAACUGACCCCUCCAAACUUCAUUUCCUCAUCUGUAGAUCUGGGGUGAAGCUGCUGACGGUGUGGUUGUGAUAAUAAGUAAGAAAAUACACACGAAAUAUUUCAUGAUCCCAGCAUAUAGCGUAUACCCAAUAUAUGAUUCCUACAAUGCUACCAGGCAGUUCCCAUUUCAGUUAUCCAUCUCUUCUAAAUAGUGAAAAAAGUCUCCUAUGAUUUUUUUUUGCCCAUUUCCAAAAGUCAAAUGUACCCUCAAAGUUAAAUUCUGUUUCUACAGAGACUUUCAAAAAUAUCGGAUGCUUAUUUUCACUCGUUUUACAGUGUAUGUAACAGAAUCAGUGCAGAGCUCCCUACUUGAGGACAACAUUAGUGCCCCUGAGAACUUUAUUGUGCUCUGGUUAUCAAGAAGCCCCACCACCUGUCAUUUGAUUCUGUAACAUAUUAUAUAAGUGUUUUCAGGUUAAAGCCAGUGGAUAUCACUGUCCUCUUACUGCGCUCUCCUUCUUGUGUUGUAUUUUGAUGUCUGCCUGGUGUUUUGUUUCGCUUCUUUCCUGGGCAGUGAAUUCUAAGCUGGAAGAAAAUCCAGACCAGGGCUUGGCUGUGGAUUGAAAGACAACUAUGUUAUACUUGUUUGCAAAACAGAUGUUUUCGUCUGUAGAGGAUAAACUGGACUCUGGUUGGGCUAAAAUAUGUGGAUUUGAGCUGCACGUGCCCUUCUGAUGACCUGUGAGACCUGGAUCAAUUAGGUUAAUAGUUUUGUGCCUUAAAAUUGCAUCUAAAUUAGGGAAUAACUGUAAUAGCUAUUGUUGGAGGUCAAAGGGGAUAAAUAAAUAAUAAAUAAAUAAAGGAGGCCGUUUGGGGGCCUCAUAGACAUAUUUUACAUUGAGAGUUAGGAAUUUAUUCCUUUUCCUCCUUCACACACUAACAUGAACGGACGGGAUGUGCACUCCAGAAAACAGAGCAGCAGCAGAGAAAGCUGCACAGUGGAUAGCUGUAAAUGCAUCCACUAAGGCAGAGUUGCAGAUCGCAGUUUAUCCUUGGGCUUGGUAGGAGUACAGCUAUUUGGAGAAGAGAAAGCAGAAAGGACCAAAAAGAUUUUUUUCCCCUCUUGUACUGGGCGUGAAGAUCACCAGAGGAAGAGGAGAGGCAGAAGUCCUUUUCUCCUCUGCAGUCAGGAGCAUGCACAGAACAGCCUUCUUAAGAACCAAGUAGGAGGAGGAUUGGGCUUAAUAUAAUAUAACGAGAUUAUUUCAUUACUCUUUUUUUUUUCUUGGAGUCUCUUGAGAAGUGAAGGUUCCACAUACAGGAAGUGGAUAUAGUUUGGUUGAGGCAGCAAGAGGAAGUACUUGCAUUUCAACCCAAACAGAUUACGUGUACCUCUGAAGUGUAGAGUAUCAGGGAGCUGGGACAAACGGUCCUUAUUUCGUGUGCAGUAGCAUUUUCUUGUAUGUGAUCAGCAGCCACGGUGCAAGAUAGAUCAGUUUUAGUUAAGACGUGUAGUUGGAAGCCUGUGUGAAACUUCCAGUCUCUGCUGUCUGCAGAGCUUGCCUGAGAACAGGAGGUUAAAAAAACCUCCCAGCAUUUUCUCAGGCAACUGCAGAAGAUCCAAGUUCUUUUUCCUCUUCAUGGCUCCCCACGCCCCUUACAGAGUCCACUGUAGUGAAGGGGCUCAUAUAUGUAACAUUGUACAUGUAGAUGCACAUGUAGAUGUGGGAAUGGUUAAAAUAGGAAUUCAUGAUCUAUGUGGGUUUCUCAAAAGUGUUCUCCCACCCCUCCCCCAACUUUUUCUUUCCGUUGGUAGUUAUCGAUAACCGACCUGGAAUGUAUGAUGGGGAGGGGUGCUCUCUAGCAUGAGCCUUUGCUUUUGACAACAGCAGAGUCUAGGGGUUGUAACAUCAGGUUGUGGGCUUGGUUUGAAACUUGACUCUGCCUCUUGCAAGCUUUGUGACCUUGAGCAAGUCAGUUUAACUCAUCUGAGUUUUGGUCGAACCAUUUAUAAUUCCAUAGCUGUUAUGAAGACGACCAAUGGAAAGCACUCAGCACCGAAGGCUGGCACACGGUGUGGAGUGGAGAGGAGAUGCGGCCUGCUUUUGCCAUAAAAAAAUACAACCACGUGCUUGCUACCAAAGUGGGGGGGGUGCAUAUAAACUCUGAGUCUAGUUUUCUAGAAUGCAGCAAAAAUUUUAAAAAGUGAUAUUACUUAAAUGGUACAUAGACUAUUGGGCAAGACUGCACUUCUUGUCUCUUUUGCAUGGGGAUUCUUAGAGUUGAUAUAUCUAGCAAAGUGCUCGUUGGUUACCUACAUAGAACCAGUUUUUUGCUUUUUUUUUAAGGCGUGAGCUGCCUUUCUGUCAUGUCUUGUGUUGUGAUGACAGUGUGACAGUUGGUAAACGUGAAUCCCGUAUCUGAACCCGAAUCCCCAUCAUAAUGUCUGUCAAAAUUGGAAAUCAACCACUAACAAUUUAAACUCAAGAUACCCAAUCAUGUAAUAGAAAUGUGUAUAUUAUUUUUUAAUGUCUUCAUUGACUUGGUAUCUUUGUCUUAAUAACUAAACAUAAUUUUGAUUACAUUAGAGGCCUUUAGAAAAAUUUAAGUUACAGUUGUGUGUGUGUGCAUGCGUUUGUGGGUGUGCGUGAGCGUGUGUGUGUGCGUGUGUAUGAGUAUGCGUGUGUGUGUGCGAGUGUGUGUGUGCGAGUGUGUGUGUGCAUGUGUGUGUGUGCGCGUGUGCAUGUGUAUGCGUGUGCGUUUGUGCGUGUACGUGUGUGCAUGAGUGUGUGUGUGCGAGUGUGUGUAUCUGUGUGUACUUGCACCCCAUGGGAUGCAUGUCGAGGUUAGAGGACAACUUUCUGGAGCCUUUCCUUCUAGCAUGUGAGUUGGAGGACUGAACUCUGUGUCGGGCUCGGUGGCAAGCACUUCCUGCUUUACCCAUGAAGCCAUCUUGCAGGCUGCGGACAAAUUCUUUUAAGACUGGAUCUACUUAGCGGUCUAAGGUUGAGCUCCUUCCUAGGCAAGCUUAAUCGUCCUGCUGUAUAAAUCAAUAGACAGCUUCCUUUUUUUCCCUUCCACAUGAGAAAGUCACCAGGAUAGAAAAGCAUUCUUCCUUUGAACACAGGACUGUGACCUACAGUCUUGGGGAAAAAAUCUUUGCAUAACACCACAGAAUAGCUUCUUGCAGGGGAAAGGCUUGUUUUCUGCAUAUACGCAACAAUUAGUGAUUUGUGAUUGUAGAACGAACAACGGUUUUCGGUUUAUGUUUUACGCGACUCCUCUGCGUUGUUUGAUACUAGUUAAGGCAGUCCUCAAACUCUCCCAUGUGUCUGACUAUCUCUACUCAGACCUUUUUUUUGUGGGGGGGGCUAUGUUUUGCUUUUAGAUUAUUUACCCAAAAUUCCAAAUUUGGUCCAGCCUCAUUCUCUCCCCUUCCCAAUGAUAUCGGUUACUUCCCUCCUGUUCUAACUCCCCAACACAGCCUGCCAGUCGAAGCAUGUAUCUUGAACUAGGUGCCCUUAUCCCUUCAGGCAUCUGGCACGCAGGUAAACACACUCACUGUUUUGUCUCAAAGUGGUACAUUUUAAAAAUGUUCAUCUCGGUGAGUGGCGCCGUUUGUUUCAGUCAAACAAUCAUGAGUCCUCCAAGGUUUCCCCUCUCCACAACAGCUAUCCAGAAAAAUCACCAAGCUCUUCAUCUUCUAGCUCACCUGCAACAUCUCUGUUUUAUAGUUUCCCUGUGCUGGCAGCGGGCUGAGUAUAUAAUUCUGUCAGUGCACUGUGCCCUUUGUUCGAAACGUUCUUUCCCUCUGUGGUCCUUGGUGUCGCGUGGCUGACGCUGACUUAAUGCUGAGUGUCUAGUUCAGAUGCUUUGCUCUACUGUCCAUCUCCUCCGUGUGCACUUAGAUGUCGUAUUGGAUUCCAGCAAUUAGCUUGGUCAUUAGGUCCCUUAAUUUACUUGGUGUGCGUGUAUAAUAUUGUAUUCUUAUCAUAGCUCCUGGAUGUGUCACGUUGCUGAUGCACACAUUUUACACAAAAACUGGAUCUUGAAGAAAUAAAAAAUGAUUGAGGGUGGAUGGAAAAAUGUUUUUUUUUUGUUAUGGAAGGAUUACAUAAUCAAGUUCUCGAAUAUGGUUUUAUGCUUUACUUUGUAUUAUUACAAAAUUUGGCUCUCUCUCCAGUGUGAAUAUUGCAUAAAAUUUGUUUUUCAAAUGGAUUUAUAAUUGUCAAAAUACUUGAGACUAUAGUUGCUUAAUCAAAUGUUGUAGUGUUUAUAUAACAAGUUACAUUUUUAUUGAAUAUUGAAUAUGAUUUUGAUUCUUUCUAAUUAGCUAAAAUUUCCUUUUAUUAUGUUUAGCAUGAUAAUUAGGAUUCCUAAUUGGUAGGCCGUCUUAGCCCACAACCAGCCAAUUGGUUUUUGUCAGAUAAAGCGGCAGUACAUGAGAAGUCAGAGAUCCCUUGAGACGGUUCCUGUUCAAGUCCUAUGCCCCGGCUUUCCAGCCGUGUGUAGGGCUGACGUUGAAUUCUUUUGUGCUGUCAUUGUGUGUUAGAACAGCGGCACUCAACCUUCCUAACUCCCUGACCCUUCAGUGCGCAUCCUCGUGUUGUGGUGACCCCAACCGUAGAAUUACUUCCAUUGGUACUUCAUCGCUAUAAUUUUGCUGCUGUUAGGAAUCGCCAUGUAAAUAUGUUUGCUGAAGGGGUCGAGGCCCACAGGUUGAGCACUACCAUGUUAGAUGUCCAUGUGCCUCGAUCUCUUACAUGCUGAAGAUUUACGGCGGCAGCCGUAAAGUGAGCAAUGGCGGUGUAGAUGCGCAGAGAACUAGCUAGCAUGGACUCACCGAUAGCCUAGCUUUCCGUGGUGGGCAAAGCUCAACCAGGCUCUGUAGCUUCUUUCAUCUCGAGCGUCCUAGUUCUGUCCUGCCUGUCUGCCCUUCUAACUCUUUCAACGGCACACAAACCAUCACGAGCCUCACUUUAUACUUGACGUUGGAUUAGACAUAGGGAGGUGUCCAGCAUCGUUUUUGUCAAUCCCAGAGACUGACUGACUGGAUAAAAUUGAAAGGAUGUGUGCACACAUAUACGUUUGUGUACAUGUAGUGUGUUAUUUUAAUUGUAAGGACAAAUGGGCUUGUCUUAGAAGUUGAAAAAGAUGAUAACUAACUCAUGAUCAUAUAACCAACUUGGCAUAAAGAGUUACACACACACACACACACACACACACACACACACACACACACACACCCCAAAUAAAAUAAAAUAAAAUAAAAAAGGUAAGGUAAGAAAAAUAAAAGCCAGGCACGGUGGCUUGCACUUUAAUUCCAGCACUGGAGAGGUGAGAUAGAGAUCUCCGUGGGGCUUGCUGGUCUACCAGCCUGGCCUUCUUGGUGAACUCCAGGUGAGACGGGGUGGAUGAACCUCAAGAUAGAAUAGUCCGUGAAGCUGUCCUUUGGCCUCCACAUGCAUAAGAGUGUAUACACAGAGGUCUCCCCUGUUCUGCUCCACAAGAGUUAUUUACAUUUGAAUCUUAACCUCUCGCAGGGAAGUUUAGAUAUUUAUUGUUUCUGCCUUCUUAUGCCAAACAGUUUGGUAUAUAUUACUUCUAAUGUUAGCUUUGAUAGAGAAGGGCUAAUACACUGGUACUCUGGUGUUCUCUCAAGUAUUCCUUAGAUAGAUCACUUCCUUCUCUUGCCGUUGCCAAUUAGUUACAGGUUUACCAUAGCAUUUCUCUAUUAUGACAGCCUUCUAACAUACAUCCCCAAAUCUGCUUCUGAUGGCAGAUCUUGGUUGUCAGUUCGACAUAGAUGGGAAGGAGGAAAUUUAUUUGAGAACGUUCUUUCCACCAUAUUGGGCUGUGGGCAAGCCUGUGGGAGCAUGUUCUUGAUGGAUGAUUGAUGUGGGAGGUUCAGCCCAGUAUGGACAGUGUUGUCUCUGUGCAGGAAGGCCUGGGAUAUAAGAAAGGUAGCUGAGUAAGCCAGAGGAACAUGCCGGUAAGCAGUGUUCCUCUGUGGUCUCUGCUUGAGUUCCUGCUUCCUGGCUCCUGCUUGAGUUCCUGCCUUGUGUUCCCUUGAUGAUGGGUGUACCAUUUAAGCCAAGUUAAUCCUUUCCUUCUCCAAGUUCUUUUUGGUAAGUGAUUUAUCACAGAAAGGCAAAGCUAAAGUACUGCUCUUCUCCCCAUCAAAUGUAUUGUCAUACAGCAGCCUGGAUGACCCAUCAAGAAUACAGAGACCAGCCUGUCAGUCAGUGCCCUCAGCUUUAAAACCAUGGGUAACUGACCAGCACCCCUGACCUAGGUCAGAGCUCAACAGAACCAUCACUUACUAAACAGUUGAACACUGAAACAUGUGUGGGGUUAAGAGCUCAACAGAACCAUCACUUUCUAAACAGUUGAACACUGAAACAUGUGUGGGGUAACUGCCAUUUGGUGGUAGCAUUUCAAAGAUCCCAGAAACUUGCCUUUUCUCACCAUCACUUAAAAGGUACAUUCCAGGUUUUCUGUACCUCCUCCUUCAGAGGUGGAAUUACAAAAGGACUUGUGACCUAUGCUCACCCAGUUAGUGCAGAGUGCAGGAAUCUUUCUUUCCAUAUAUGAAUAUUCCUUUAGGUUGGCUCAUAAUAAAGACAAGCUACUGGCUGACUACUUCCGCCAGCUGUGUUAACUGGAAUAAAGCCCAUUUGCCUUCGUUCUCUACUUGUGCAGCUGAAGAAAAAAAGAAGAAAGGAAAGAAGGAAGGAAGGAAGGAGAGAGAGAGAGGGGGGGAGCUGUGUGUGGCCAUGUCUCCAUCUUCUGUGACUUCUUUAGAAAGUACCAGAACCUGGUUGGCUUAAAACAGCAAUAUCAAAUACAGCCCAGACAGUUGAGACAGUUGGUGUUUUUGUCUGUCUUUUUCCAUGAAGUGGGUCUCACGAUGCAGCAUCCUACAGCCUAGAGCUGGCCAUUCUGCCCUUGCAUCUCAUACUCAGGUACCAACACGUGUGAUUUCUAGUAAGACCACAGCGGUAUUUCUUUGUUAAGUAGGAUAUCCUUUUAGAUCCUGGUAAUAUCCGGUAACAACAUAUCCAUCUAUCAAUUAUUUGCUUUAUUAGGUUAAAAAUAUUCAUUUUAUUUUUACUUUAUGUGUAUGCGUGAGCACCUGCAUGGAUGUAUACGUGCCACUCGCAUGCUUGGUGCCUGAGGCCAGACGCGUCAGAUCCCCUGGAACUGACGUUACAGGUAGUUGUGAGCCACCAUGUAGAUCCUGGGAAAUGAAUUCUGGUCCUCUGCAAGGAUAGCAAGAGUUCUCAAUCUUUUAGUUAUCUAUCCAGUCUCUGAAGCUCUGUAGUCUGUCUGCCUGCCCAUCCGUCUGUCCGCCCAUUAGCUCUAGUGAGUACUAAGCUAAGUUCAUUUUCUGUAUCCACUGCAAACAUAUGACAUCUUUUAACUUUAUUCUAUUUGGAAAACCUUGAUAAAUUUUGUAAUAACAGAAAUUAGUUGAUUGGUUGGCGGGGUUUGGAGGAGGUAGAGCAGGGGUGAGCCCUAGUCAGGAUUUGGGGACAAUCUUCUGUUUGGUAUUGGAAGUGAGUUUGGGACACUUUGUCUUGCUCUGCAGCAUAGUAGCGUUGAGACCGUUCCUUCUUAAAUGUGCUGUGUUCCCUGUGGAACCAUUUAGUUGAGGGCUUUUUUUUUUUGUGAUAGAAUUUUUAAACUUUUCUGUUUGUUUUAUAACGUGUAUUAUUUAGACUUUCUGCUUUUUUCCCCCACUGGGGUGAGAUUUGGUAUGGUUUAUUUGUCAGAACAAUGAUGAUACAUUUUAUUUACAUUUUCUGUUUUGUUUGUAUGGGGUUAUGCAAAAGUCCCUAUGAACUCAAAAGUCCUCAGGUUUGAUAUUUGUUUCUCUUUAUCCCUUAUAGUGAGACUUUCUCCCUGGGCCUCCUACACAUUAAUUUCAGUUUUUCUUACUCCUUGCAUUUUUUCGUUAUUUAUUUUCAUGAGUUUUGAGUUUCUAUUAAUUUAAUUUUUAUCAACAUACGCACUCCAUAUAAUAUAUUUUUGGUGUUUCCUUUGGUUGUAGCUUACAGAUUUCUGGUCGCAGAUUUGAGAUAGUAUUAUCAUUAUAUUCAAGAAAUUUCUGCAGUAGAAUCUCAUGCUUUGCCAAGAGCCAUUUACAGUGUAGGAUUCCAACGUGGUCGGGUAUUUUGCUUUUCACUCUUGUUACUGAUUUCUAUUUUUAUUGCACUGUAUUCUAGAGAUGAUGAGGGGCUGCUAUUGUUCUUUAAGACGUUCAAGUUUUUCCUGGUUUUGCCCAUGUUCCAUGUGCACUUGAAAGACUGUCGUAAUAUCUGUCAUUGAUUAGACUGUCACACUCGGCAGAUAUCUACAUGAUUGAUUUUGAUUAGCUCUUCUGCACCCUCUUGAUUGUAACCACACUUGAUUGGGUUGGGAGAGGUAUGUGGAGGUCUUUUGGAUUAGUAUGUUUCUGUCUGUUCCUCCUGCAUCAUCGUGUGUGGCUGCUCAUGGAAGUUACUCUCGUUUAUUGGGUGCAAAACUAUCCAUGACCACAACCGUCACUGUGAGUGUAGCCUUCAGCAGCACGCCACACACAUGCACACCUAGGAAUACUUGGUGACCUUGUCAGGCGUCAAGAUGAUGGCUCCUGUUUGCUUCUUUAUUUCUUCAUGUUUACUUGAUACAUCGUCUUGCUUUUAACUCCUUUGAGCUUCUUUGUUUAGAUGUGUCUUUUCUAUUCUGUCUAGGGUUGGGUUCUUCUUUAUUAGCUAAUCUGAAAAUCCCAUACUUUUAGUAGGUGAGUUAAACCCAUUUACAUUUGCUGAUAGGAUCCAUAUGUUUGUCUUAUUCCUAUCAUUCUUUUAUUUAUUUAUUUUUUACAUUUUUUUAUAUCAAAGGCUUUUUCAUAUGGAGUAGGUUUUUAAUUUUCUUAUUUGUUCUAUUCAUUACAUUUAUAUCAAUUUUCAUGUAAGGGUAAUUAGGUCGUAUGUUUGGGGGCUAACUAUUUCUCCACACUGAACAGUAUUGGAAUUAUUUGUAGCUCCCCUCACCCAGUAUCUGGUAUAAAAUAGUAUCUCUUUAUUUAUAAUUAAUGCCUAUUAGUAAGUCAUAUCUACAUACACUAUUUAUUCCCCAGACUUUCAGCUUUUUAAUAAUUGGAUAGUUGUUUCUGUGUUCCCUCUCUAUAGCCGUGUCUCAGCCUUGAUCCUCGGGCUCACUAACAGUACCCACCACUUAUUCCUUCUCACAGAUUCUACCGGAAGGGAUCGCAGGCUCAAUAUGCCCUGAGUUUUGGCAGGUUUAUAAAGGUUUGUUUAUAGCCUUGUACUUGACGACUAGGUUGGGUACAUAUAAAACCCUAGACUUACACUUCCCAUAUUCAAAGGCCUUAAAUUUGUUGAAAUUUUUCCUUUGGGUUUUAAGAAUUGGUAAAGUGGGCUGCCAGUAUUAUUGCCCUUCUCUUGCUUACUGCUUUUGUCUGUUUGCCCAAAUGACCCUUCGAAGUGGCUUUUACGGGACAUGACAUGAUUUAUUGUUGGCUGUGCUGAAGUCAUUGCCAUGUGGCCUUUCGAUAUUCAAUUUCAAGAUGUUUGAGGAAAAUGUUUUGAAACUAUUGUUUUGAUAGUUGUUUUGUCCUAUUUUUGCCUUUUUCUCAUGAUCCACAUCUUAGGUAUGCUUUUCUUUAAACAAUUGUUUAUUUAUAUGUGUGGGUACUUUCCCUACACAUUCGUCUGGGUACCAUGUGCAUGCCUGUUGACCAUGGAGACCAGAAGAGGACACUGGAUCCCUGGGAGUAGAGUUACAGAUGGUUCGUGAGCCACUAUGUAGGUGCUAGGAAUCGAGCAUGGCUCCUUUGGAAAAACAGCCAGAACUCUUACUCACGGAGCUCUCUCUCCAGCCACUCAAUCUUUUAUUUAUUUUUUUAAACUAUUUUCUGAGUAGAUCAUUUUCUGUUUUAAAAAAAUCUACAUGUUUUUUAUCUCUAAAACUAUUUAUUGGUUUUGUAUGUGUUUAUGUGAGUCUAUAGGCAUCUGUGUAUAUGUACAUGCGUGGGUGUCAGAAGGGGCCUCCACUGUCAUUCUCCACGUAUUCCUCUGAGACAGGGUGUAGAGGAAUCCAGCAACAUGGCUGCUCUGGCAAGGGAUCACAUCCGAAGAUAUGGUCUGGCUGGGAUGGAGACACGCCACGCAUCUUUAAUCCCUCUGACUAGAAUACAGACGUUCCCUUAGCACGUACCUUUGAUCUCUCUGGCUGGAGUGUAGACAUGCCUUGAGCAUACAGCUUUAAUCCCAAAUAAAUGUCAUCUAAUUGAGGGGCAGACAAAACGAUGAAUCAGAGAAAGAUUUGACAGGAUGAGUCAGAGGAUAUACCCAGCUCUCACAAGGACAGCAAAGAGAGGCUACUUAAGCACAUGGAGGGAGAGAGAGUCAACUGAGUUCAGCUGAGUUCAGUUGGGUUAAGUCUGGUUGAACGCAGUUGUGCUCAGUUAAGUCUGGGGCAGUUCAGUUCAUAGAGUUCAGGGGCAGUCUUUCCAAGCAGAGUAAUUCAGACAGAAACCAAGGGAAGCCAAUUUGAAUCAGUUAGCUUGGAGAGGCGUUUGGGCCAGAAGAACCGAGUUCAGAACCAGCCUGCCAGAGCUCAGAAAGAACUAGAAAGGGUAAGUUUGUUCAGCAGUAAAUCUUGGACGCUGAAACAUUCCAGGCCUAGGUUAGCAGAAGGAGGCUGGAAGCUGAAGCCUUCAAGACCGGGCUUGUGGAAGAUCAGAUUGUACAGAGGUUAGAAGCAUCCAGGGUUAGGUCUGGGGAGAGUGAGAACAGAAAUAGAAAUGCUCUGGGCCCAGCACAAGCCAUGUUCAUAAAGCUUGGGUCUGGCUCUCAUCUCAUCCCUUCAUCUGAGACAAUAAAAGCGACAUUUACACUUACAGCAGGGUCUCUCCCUGAACCGUGGACUUGCAAUUUCUCAGCUAGGCGAGAAGCCAGAAAACUGCAGUGAUCUGUCACUGGCCCCUCAGAAGGGUUUAGAAGCAAUUUGGGGACAUCUAGCUUGUUCAAGCUAUGAGAUCUGAACUCUCUAGUCCUCUUAAGUAUUUAUUGAUGAGCCAUCUCUCUGGGCUUCUAUUUAAAAAAAAAAACAACUACAAACACAAUAUGCCUUGAUUAGUCACUUUUGAACUAGCCUAUUUGUGGUGACUCCACACAUACACUCAUUCAAGUUACUUAGCCCCUAACUUGCAAUGUUAACUAUAGAUAGAAAAUGGACACUGUUUAGUUGAAUAUUGUCAUCUCAUGACUACCAUGUUAUUAUAUGUGUGAGCAUUAGCUUGUAACCGUAAGCAUUUGACUGCAUCAUUAUGUUUUGUUCCAUUUGCCAAGUUUGGAAGCUGUUUCAUAUAGCAAGACCAAUCUGUCUUCAAAAUGUGGCUGGAUGGAUUUUUUUCCCCUAGAUUUAUACACACAUGUAGGCAUGCAUGUAUCAUUGUCAGCAUGACAGGGCCCUCACCACAGAGGACUGCCUGCACUUUUAACCACCAUCUGCUCCUUCUACCCCAUCUCCAGAAGGACACUCACUUGGGUCUGUCACGGAAGUAUUGCGUUUUGUAGAAUCUCACAUAAAUGGAGUCGUUCGUCCCUUAGCCGUUCUUAUUUAUCUUUUGGUUUUGUUUUCUUGUUCAGCUGAGACCACCGGUUACUUUAUGAGGAGGAAAUGGUUUUUAAAGGUCAUUGCCCGUGUCUGUUUGGGGCCAUGGUAAGCUGUCACACCAUGGCAGGAGCAUGUAGCGGAGAAAGCUGUUCAGCUCAUGGCAGUCAAGGAACGAAGAGAGGAGAACCUGGGUUUCCAGUAGUUCCUACUGGGGCACACACCUAGGACCUGACAUCUUUCCAUUACGCUCACCCCUUGAAGGUUCCGCCACCUCCUGACAGUGCCACAGUUGCUUCCAAGAUCCGGUACUUGCAGGAAUAUCAUAACCGAGUUCUCCACAACAUUUAUCCCGUGCCGUCAGGAACAGAUAUUGCAAACACCCUGAAGUACUUUUCCCAGACCUUGUUAAGCAUUUUGUCCCGCACAGGGAAGAAGGAAAACCAAGAUGCCUCCAAUUUGACAGUGCCCAUGACCAUGUGUCUUUUUCCCGUGCCAUUCCCACUCACCCCAUCUCUAAGACCGCAGGUCAGUUCCAUCAACCCUACUGUUACUCGCUCCCUCCUUUACAGCGUCCUGCGAGAUGCUCCUUCAGAACGCGGCCCGCAAAGUCGUGAUGCUCAGUUGUCAGACUACCCUUCUUUGGACUACCAAGGCCUCUACGUGACUUUGGUGACUCUCCUGGAUCUAGUCCCUUUACUACAGCAUGGCCAACACGAUCUUGGACAGUCGAUAUUUUAUACGACCACGUGUUUGCUCCCCUUUCUCAAUGAUGAUGUGCUGAGCACUUUGCCCUACACGAUGAUCUCAACGCUAGCCACCUUCCCUCCAUUUCUCCACAAGGAUAUUAUCGAAUAUCUUAGCACAUCUUUUCUACCGAUGGCUAUAUUGGGGUCCUCCAGGAGAGAAGGUGUUCCGGCCCAUGUUAACCUCUCUGCGUCCUCCAUGCUGAUGAUCGCGAUGCAGUACACCUCUAACCCAGUGUAUCAUUGUCAAUUGUUGGAAUGCCUCAUGAAGUAUAAACAAGAAGUCUGGAAAGAUCUUUUGUAUGUGAUUGCCUAUGGGCCUUCCCAGGUGAAGCCUCCCGCAGUGCAGAUGCUUUUCCACUAUUGGCCCAACCUGAAGCCUCCCGGAGCAAUAAGCGAGUACAGGGGCUUACAAUACACAGCUUGGAAUCCCAUCCACUGCCAGCACAUUGAAUGUCACAAUGCAAUCAACAAGCCGGCUGUGAAGAUGUGUAUAGACCCGUCCUUGUCAGUAGCUUUGGGCGAUAAGCCACCUCCACUGUAUCUCUGCGAAGAAUGCAGCGAGAGGAUUUCAGGGGACCACAGCGAGUGGUUGAUUGAUGUUCUCCUGCCACAAGCUGAAAUAUCUGCUAUAUGUCAGAAAAAGAACUGCAGUUCCCAUGUCAGAAGGGCAGUGGUCACCUGCUUUUCCGCAGGGUGCUGCGGUCGCCACGGAAACAGGCCUGUUCGGUACUGCAAAAGGUGCCAUUCGAACCACCACAGUAACGAGGUGGGGGCCACCGCAGAGACUCACCUCUACCAGACCUCUCCGCCCCCCAUCAACACCCGGGAGUGUGGGGCGGAGGAGCUGGUCUGCGCUGUGGAGGCAGUGAUCAGCUUGUUGAAGGAAGCGGAGUUCCACGCAGAGCAGAGGGAGCACGAGUUGAACCGCCGGCGGCAGCUGGGCCUCUCUUCCUCCCACCACUCCCUGGACAACACUGACUUUGAUAACAAAGACGAUGACAAACACGACCAGAGGCUGCUCAGUCAGUUCGGGAUAUGGUUCUUAGUGAGCCUCUGCACACCCAGCGAGAACACGCCCACGGAGAGCCUGGCCCGGCUGGUAGCCAUGGUAUUUCAAUGGUUUCACUCCACGGCGUACAUGAUGGAUGAUGAGGUCGGAAGCUUGGUGGAAAAGCUGAAGCCACAGUUUGUCACCAAGUGGUUGAAGACAGUAUGUGAUGUCCGAUUUGAUGUCAUGGUCAUGUGCCUUCUUCCCAAACCCAUGGAAUUUGCCAGGGUUGGCGGAUACUGGGACAAGUCCUGUAGCACGGUGACUCAGUUAAAGGAAGGGCUCAACAGGAUCCUCUGCCUGAUCCCUUACAAUGUCAUCAGCCAGUCUGUGUGGGAGUGCAUUAUGCCUGAGUGGCUGGAAGCCAUCCGGACAGAAGUCCCUGAUAACCAGUUAAAGGAAUUCAGGGAAGUAUUAAGCAAAAUGUUUGACAUAGAGCUGUGCCCUCUGCCAUUUUCAAUGGAAGAGAUGUUCGGCUUUAUUAGCUGUCGGUUUACAGGAUAUCCCUCCACUGUGCAGGAGCAAGCGCUACUCUGGCUUCAUGUACUUUCGGAGUUAGAUAUCACGGUUCCACUCCAGCUCUUGAUAAGUAUGUUUUCUGAUGGUGUUAAUUCUGUCAAAGAAUUGGCAAAUCAAAGAAAAUCAAGAGCCAAUGAACUGGCAGGGAACCUCGCAUCUCGAAGGGUGAGUGUCGCCUCUGAUCCUGGUCGACGAGGUCAGCACAAUACCUUGAGUCCGUUUCAUAGCCCUUUCCAGAGUCCGUUCCGGAGUCCCAUGCGUAGUCCAUUCCGUAGCCCCUUCAAGAACUUUGGACACCCAGGAGGAAGGACUAUUGAUUUUGAUUGUGAAGAUGAUGACAUGAAUCUAAAUUGUUUCAUCCUCAUGUUUGACCUUCUCCUAAAGCAGAUGGACUUACAAGACGACGGCAUCACAAUGGGUUUGGAGCACAGUUUGUCAAAGGACAUUAUUUCUAUCAUAAACAAUGUCUUCCAGGCCCCUUGGGGGGGCUCCCACAGCUGCCAGAAAGACAAAAAGGCGACCGAGUGUAGCCUGUGCCAGUCCAGCAUCCUCUGUUACCAGCUCGCCUGUGAGCUCCUGGAGAGACUGGCUCCCAAAGAGGAGAGCCGGCUGGUGGAGCCCACAGACAGCCUUGAAGAUAGCCUCCUUUCUUCCAGACCAGAGUUCAUUCUCGGCCCUGAGGGAGAGGAGGAGGAGAACCCAGCGGCCAAGCAUGGAGAGAAUCCAGGCAACCGUACAGUGCCCUCAGAACAUGCUGCAAUAAAGAACGACACGGAAAGAAAAUUUUGCUACCAACAGCUUCCAGUUACGUUGAGACUAAUAUAUACCAUUUUCCAGGAAAUGGCGAAGUUCGAAGAGCCAGACAUUCUUUUUAAUAUGCUCAACUGCCUAAAGAUUCUCUGUCUGCACGGGGAAUGCUUGUACACUGCGAGGAAAGACCAUCCUCAAUUUUUAGCCUACAUUCAGGACCACAUGUUGAUUGCAAGCCUCUGGAGAGUCGUCAAGUCUGAGUUCUCUCAGCUGUCUUCACUGGCGGUUCCUCUCCUUCUUCACGCUCUGUCCCUUCCUCAUGGUGCUGACAUAUUCUGGACAAUCAUUAAUGGCAACUUCAACAGCAAAGACUGGAAGAUGAGGUUUGAAGCAGUGGAGAAAGUGGCUGUCAUUUGUAGGUUUUUGGACAUUCACUCAGUGACCAAGAACCACCUGCUGAAGUAUUCUCUGGCACAUGCCUUCUGCUGCUUCCUGACAGCUGUGGAGGAUGUCAAUCCUGCAGUGGCCACCAGAGCAGGUCUCCUGCUUGACACCAUAAAGAGGCCAGCACUGCAGGGUCUUUGUCUUUGCCUUGACUUCCAGUUCGACACUGUGGUUAAAGACCGACCCACCAUCCUGAGCAAGCUUUUACUCCUGCACUUUCUUAAGCAAGAUAUUCCUGCUUUGAGCUGGGAGUUCUUUGUCAACAGAUUUGAGACACUUUCUUUGGAAGCUCAGCUGCAUUUAGAUUGUAACAAAGAAUUUCCUUUUCCUACAACCAUCACUGCUGUGAGAACCAAUGUUGCCAACCUCAGCGAUGCUGCCUUGUGGAAGAUCAAGAGAGCACGUUUUGCCAGAAACCGACAGAAGAGUGUGAGGUCCCUGAGAGACAGUGUGAAAGGGCCAGCAGAAUCCAAGAGGGCGCUCUCCCUCCCUGAGACCCUGACCUCCAAAAUCCCUGUGAGGUUGACCAGGCAUGAGCAGUCUGCCCCGGCUCUCGGUGGGACACCUGAACAGACGCCAGGGCAACAGUCACCGGAAAACGACAACACCAUCAAGGACUUGCUCCCGGAAGAUGCUGGCAUUGAUCACCAGACAGUUCACCAGCUCAUUACAGUGCUCAUGAAGUUCAUGGCCAGGGACGAAAGCAGCGCGGAGUCAGACAUCAGCAGCGCAAAGGCCUUCAACACAGUCAAGAGGCACCUCUAUGUUCUACUUGGCUAUGACCAACAGGAAGGAUGCUUCAUGAUCGCACCCCAAAAAAUGCGCCUGUCAACAUGCUUUAACGCGUUUAUUGCAGGAAUUGCCCAAGUUAUGGACUAUAACAUUAACUUGGGCAAACACCUUCUCCCCCUCGUGGUUCAGGUGCUCAAAUACUGCUCUUGUCCUCAACUACGGCAUUAUUUCCAACAGCCGCCUCGCUGCUCCCUCUGGUCCCUAAAGCCUCAUAUCAGGCAGAUGUGGUUGAAGGCCUUGCUUGUCAUCCUUUACAAGUAUCCAUACAGAGACUGUGAUGUCAGCAAGACCCUGCUGCACCUGAUUCACAUAACAGUCAAUACACUCAAUGCCCAGUACCAUAGCUGCAAGCCCCACGCCACGGCAGGACCUCUGUACACUGACAACAGCAACAUAAGCAGAUACAGCGAGAAAGAAAAAGAAGAAGAUAGUGUUUUUGAUGAAUCUGAUAUUCAUGAUACACCUACUGGACCCUGCAAUAAAGAGUCUCAAACUUUUUUUGCAAGAUUGAAAAGGAUAGGCGGCAGCAGGAUGGUCAAAGGCCAGCCAGUUGGGAUGUCUGUGCAGAGAAGUGAAAUAGAGCUGUCCGAAUAUAGAGAAACGGGUGCGUUGCAAGACAGCGUUCUGCACUGUGUGAGAGAAGAAAGCAUUCAGAAAAAAAAGCUACGCUCUUUAAAACAAAAAUCUCUUGAUAUAGGCAAUGCAGACUCCCUCUUGUUUACGUUAGACGAACAUCGCAGGAAGUCCUGCAUAGAUCGGUGUGACAUAGAUAAGCCUCCCGCCCAAGCUGCUUAUAUCACACAACGGCAAAACGACCACCACGGACGUUCUAGACAGAAUUCUGCUACAAGGCCGGACAAUACCGAAAUCCCCAAGAAUCCAGGCACCGAAGGCUUUCAGGAGACACGAAGGCCGGUGAUACCAGAGGUUAGGUUGAACUGCAUGGAGACCUUUGAAGUGAGAGUUGACUCCCCAGGAAAGCCUGCUCCUAGGGAGGAUUUAGAUCUGAUAGAUCUGUCCUCAGACUCAACAUCUGGGCCAGAGAAGCACUCUAUACUGUCCACAUCUGACAGUGACUCUCUUGUGUUUGAGCCUCUCCCGCCUCUCAGAAUAGUCGAAAGUGACGAGGAAGAGAUGAUGAACCAAGGGAACGGCGGUCCCUUGGGUAACAAUGCUGCCUCCUCCCCCUCCAUUCCUAGCCAGCCCUCUGUCCUCAGCCUGAGCACAACUCCUCUCGUGCAGGUGAGCGUAGAGGACUGUUCCAAAGACUUUUCUUCGAAGGACUCAGGAAACCACCAAUCAGUGAGCAAUGAGGACUCUACUGUCACAGCUCUGGAUGACCUCAUGGACUCUGAAGAGCUGUCCAAGUCAGAGGAGCUGAGAGAGUUUAUCUCUGGCAGCCCGCUAACGCUUAAGCAAAAACGAGACCUCCUUCAGAAGUCAUUCGCUGUCCCUGAGACGUCAGUGGACUAUAACCCCGAACCCGGCCAGGCUGAAGAAAAGCCAACAUCAGGGGCCAAAACUGUGCUCCUUAAAGUUCCUGAAGAUGGUGAGAAUCUAACAGAAAGUGAGAGGCCCAACCCCAGUGCUGAGUCUGACACAGAACAGAACCCUGAAAGGAAGGUGGAGGAGGAUGGAGCCGAGGAAUCAGAAUUUAAGAUUCAGAUCGUCCCCAGGCAGAGGAAACAAAGGAAGAUUGCCGUCAGCGCUAUCCAGAGAGAGUACCUUGACAUCUCCUUCAAUAUCCUAGACAAACUGGGUGAACAGAAGGAUCCAGAUCCCUCUGCUAAAGGACUUUCAACGUUGGAAAUGCCACGGGAAUCUUCCUCUGCCCCUACGUUAGAAGCAGGUGCACCCGAAACAAGCAGCCACUCAUCAAUAUCAACUCAGUAUAGGCAGAUGAAAAGGGGAUCCCUGGGAGUUCUGACAAUGAGCCAGUUAAUGAAGCGACAGCUGGAGCAUCAGUCUAGCGCCCCCCAUAACAUCAGCAGCUGGGACACUGAACAGAUCCAGCCUGGGAAAGGGCAGUGUAACGUGCCAAUGUGCCUAAACCCCGACCUGGAGGGACAGCCACUGCGAACGAGAGGCGCCACUAAAUCCAGCCUGCUGUCAGCACCCAGUAUCGCCAGCAUGUUUGUGCCUGCACCUGAAGAGUUCACAGAGGAGCAGCCGACAGUGAUGGCUGACAAAUGCCAUGACUGCGGGGCCAUUCUCGAGGAAUACGAUGAGGAGACCCUGGGGCUAGCCAUCGUGGUCCUCUCCACCUUCAUUCACCUGAGCCCAGACUUGGCUGCGCCACUGUUGCUUGAUAUCAUGCAGUCUGUGGGAAGGCUCGCAUCCAGCACUACGUUUUCUAAUCAAGCAGAAAGCAUGAUGGUUCCAGGCAAUGCGGCGGGUGUGGCCAAGCAGUUCCUGCGUUGUAUCUUCCAUCAGCUGGCCCCCAACGGCAUCUUCCCUCAGCUCUUCCAGAGUGCCAUCAAAGAUGGGACUUUUUUACGGACCUUAGCCACAUCUCUCAUGGACUUCAACGAGCUGAGCUCAAUCGCUGCCCUCAGUCAGCUCCUGGAGGGUCUAAAUAACAAAAAGAAUUUACCAGCAGGGGGUGCUAUGAUACGCUGUUUGGAAAACAUCGCCACGUUCAUGGAAGCUCUGCCCAUGGAUUCUCCUAGCAGCCUCUGGACCACGAUCAGCAACCAGUUUCAGACAUUUUUUGCCAAGCUGCCUUGUGUUUUACCUCUGAAGUGUUCUUUAGAUUCCAGUUUGAGAAUUAUGAUUUGCCUCUUGAAGAUACCUUCUACCAAUGCCACGAGGAGUUUGUUGGAGCCCUUCUCCAAGCUGCUGAGCUUUGUCAUUCAGAAUGCAGUCUUCACGCUGGCCUACCUGGUGGAGCUGUGUGGCCUGUGCUACAGAGCCUUCACAAAGGAGCGGGAUAAGUUUUACUUGUCUCGGAGCGUUGUUCUGGAACUUCUGCAGGCCCUGAAGCUCAAGUCACCUUUGCCAGACACAAACCUCCUGCUUCUUGUCCAGUUUAUUUGUGCAGAUGCUGGAACCAAGCUAGCUGAGUCCACCAUCCUGAGCAAGCAGAUGAUAGCCUCUGUGCCCGGGUGUGGGACAGCAGCAAUGGAAUGCAUACGGCAGUACGUCAGUGAGGUGCUGGACUUCAUGGCAGACAUGCACACCCUAACCAAGCUCAAGAGUCACAUGAAGACGUGUUCCCAGCCUCUGCACGAGGACACCUUCGGGGGCCAUCUCAAAGUUGGCCUGGCUCAGAUUGCAGCAAUGGAAAUCUCCCGGGGCAACCACAGAGAUAACAAAGCCGUGAUCCGCUAUCUGCCUUGGCUCUACCAUCCCCCCUCUGCAAUGCAGCAAGGACCUAAAGAAUUCAUCGAGUGUGUCUCCCACAUCCGACUGCUGUCCUGGCUACUUCUGGGGUCCCUCACGCAUAAUGCCGUCUGUCCCAAUGCCUCCUCUCCCUGCCUCCCCAUACCUCUGGAUGCAGGCUCCCACAUUGCAGACCACCUCAUUGUUAUCCUAAUUGGAUUUCCAGAGCAAUCAAAGACGUGCGUGCUCCACAUGUGCUCCCUCUUCCAUGCGUUCAUCUUCGCUCAGCUCUGGACCGUAUACUGCGAGCAAAGUGCCGUGGCGACGAACGUCCAAAAUCAGAACGAGUUCAGCUUCACAGCAAUACUAACAGCGCUAGAGUUUUGGAGCAGGGUGACACCAAGCAUCCUUCAGCUGAUGGCCCACAAUAAAGUGAUGGUAGAGAUGGUGUGUCUCCAUGUGAUUAGUUUAAUGGAGGCCUUGCAAGAAUGCAAUUCAACCAUUUUUGUCAAGCUGAUCCCUAUGUGGUUACCAAUGAUUCAGUCCAAUACCAAGUACUUAUCCGCCGGCCUCCAGCUUCGUCUCCAGGCCAUUCAGAACAACGUGAACCACCACAGCCUAAGGACGCUGCCCGGCUCGGGCCAGAGCAGUGCUGGCCUAGCAGCCCUCCGGAAAUGGCUGCAGUGCACCCAGUUCAAAAUGGCCCAGGUGGAGAUCCAGUCCUCAGAAGCAGCUUCUCAAUUUUAUCCUCUAUGAGUGGACUCCUCGGCUCCAGUGUCGACACGCUGGCUUAGCAAUAAUGGGUAUAAAACAAACAAUUUGAUCCAAGCAGGUUGGGGAACCUUGGUACUGUACACUCUUUCUAGUUUAGUAUACAGACGUGCAAAGGCCGGAGAGGGCCACCAACGAAGCUUUCUUGCUACACAUAUUUCUGAUGACUCCUUGGGCUAUCUGAUUAAGUGUUUCCUUACAUUAUUUUUUAAGAAAAAAAAAAAAAACAACAAAACCAAAAUCAUUUUUCUUUAUCUAACUUCUAUUUUUUUUAAGAAAAAAAAAAUAGACUGGUGGGUACUCACAGAAAAGUUGUAUAAAGCCCCCCUGUUGCUAUUUUUGAUGAUAGAGAAUAAAUAGGGUUUUUGAAA
Rattus norvegicus (Norway rat) is the source of this 21205-nucleotide messenger RNA. NCBI's taxonomy places the organism in Eukaryota, Metazoa, Chordata, Mammalia, Rodentia, Muridae. The record is from RefSeq and is a predicted model, not a curated record.